CACCUUCAUUGCUCCUCGCACACCCUCCAUCCGGGACUACCCCGUCGACAACUGCCAUCACCCCAAUUCCCAAUUCCCAAUUCCCCCUCACCACAUCGCUGCUCUCCCUCACUGGUGACACGACUUCGGCUUCCCCCCCGCUCCUCUUUUUAGCUACUGCUCUCACCCUCUCUCGCACAAUGACCGUCCAGGCCUUAAAGGGCUUGGUUAUCGCCGUCGGCGGAACAUUCCCCGGCUUCAAGCAAGCGGACUUGAAGAACAUCGUCAGUCGCCAGGGAGGCAAGUUCUCGUCGACGGUGACGGAAGAAUGCACCCACCUGAUUACAACCGAGAAGGAGGUGGACAACAGGAGUGUCAAAUACACGCAAGCCCGCAAGGUAUACACCUGCAACAUUGUCUCGCUGGCCUGGCUCGUCGACUCCGACGCGGAGGGCAAACGGCUCGACGAGAAGGAUUUCCUGAUGGGCGCCGACAAUAACCAGGAUGAGGACGAGGACGAGGAGGAGGAGAAGCCCAAGAAGCGCACCCUGGAAGAAGCCCUCGGCGUCCAGCAGGAUGGUACAACCAAGAAGUUCAAGGACGCUCAGACCAUCGGCACCAAGUCCCUCAAUGUUCCCGUGGACGAGACCUGCCCCCUGAGAGCCCAUUACGCGGUAUACAUUGAUCCAAGCGGCCUCAUCUGGGAUGCCACCCUGAACCAGACCAGUGCGAGCAAUAACAACAACAAAUUCUAUCGCGUUCAACUGCUCACCAACAGCAGCAAGAGCGAUUUUAAGACCUGGACCCAUUGGGGCCGAGUGGGAGAACUGGGGCAGCAUGCCCUUCUAGGCGACGGUAGCCACGGAAGAGCGGAAGCCGAGUUCAAGAAGAAAUUCAAAGACAAGUCCGGCCUGACCUGGGAGAACCGUCUCGACCCCCCCAAGGGUAGCAAGUAUACCUUCAUUGAGCGGAACUAUGAAGAGGGCUCCGACGAUGAAGACGAGGACGACAAAGCUGUCGUCAAGAAGCCCUCCAAGGCCAAGGCACCGGAGGUCAAAAGCACCCUGCCUGCGGCGGUGCAGAAUUUAAUCGCGUUCAUUUUCAAUCAGGAUCUUUUCAAUGCCACCAUGGCCGCCAUGUCCUACGACGCGCAGAAACUGCCCCUGGGUAAGCUCAGCAAGCGCACCCUGCUCUCCGGUUUUGAGGCCCUGAAGAACCUCUCGGAGCUGGUCGCGAACCCCAACCUGGCAGCAGACCAAUACGGCCUUUCCUUUAAUGAAGCGGCCGAGCACAUCAGCAACCUGUACUUUACCUUCAUCCCUCACGUCUUUGGCCGCAACAGGCCCCCGGUGCUGGUCCAGGAGAAUCUCAUCAAGAGGGAAAUUGAGCUGCUGGAAACAUUGACCGAUAUGGAGGUUGCGAACAGCAUCAUGAAGGCUGCGAAGGAUGUCGAUACGGUGCACCAGCUUGACCGUCAAUUCCAGGGCUUGGGAAUGCAAGAGAUGUCCCCACUGGAUCACACAUCUACCGAAUUUAUCGAGCUGCAUGACUAUCUCAUCCAGUCCCGUGGUGCUACGCACGGGAUUAGAUACAAUGUCAUCAACAUUUUCCGCAUUGAACGACAGGGCGAGAACGACCGCUUCCAGUCGUCCAAGUUUGCCAAGAUGAAGAAGAGCAGUCGCCGUCUGCUGUGGCACGGAUCCCGCAGCACCAACUUCGGUGGUAUCCUGAGUCAGGGUUUGCGCAUCGCCCCGCCAGAAGCCCCCGUCAGCGGAUACAUGUUCGGAAAGGGUGUCUACUUUGCAGACAUGUCCACCAAGUCGGCGAACUACUGCUGCUCGUGGGGCAGUGGGAAUCAGGGUCUGCUGCUGCUCUGUGACGUCGAAGUCGGUAAUCCCAUGCUGGAGUUGGACGGGGGCAACUUCAACGCGGGCGAGGAUGCCGUGCGCGAAGGAAAGGUCGCCACGCUGGGUCGUGGUUCAUCAAUCCCUUCGGCCUGGAAGGAUGCCAGCUGUGUCCACCCCAGUCUGAAGGGCGUGACGAUGCCUGACGUGUCGUCGCCGGCGGCGAAUGCUCAGUCGCGAGGCCUGCUCUACAACGAGUACAUCGUGUACGAUGUGGCUCAGAUCCGUCAGAAGUACCUGUUCCAGGUGGACAUGCGAUAGAGGGUUUCUUUGCAGCCGCACGAGCCUGGUGCUCCGUGGGGCUUUAUUGUCAUGGGUCUAGCGCGAUGGGCAUCUCAAGCGGCGGCGUUCGUUCAUCUGAUGAAGUUAUAGUGGUGAACUCGACGGGUCAAAAUUUGACCUAGUAUACGAUAGUAAUGAUUUAAAUAUUCGUCGAUUGGAC
Aspergillus heteromorphus CBS 117.55 is the source of this 2325-nucleotide messenger RNA. Its product is annotated as putative poly(ADP)-ribose polymerase PARP. Lineage: Eukaryota; Fungi; Ascomycota; Eurotiomycetes; Eurotiales; Aspergillaceae. The transcript is spliced from 6 exons. Gene Ontology annotation, molecular function: NAD+ poly-ADP-ribosyltransferase activity. The coding region runs from base 180 to 2144 and encodes 654 amino acids. The record is from RefSeq and is a predicted model, not a curated record.